Messenger RNA from Lolium perenne, 1326 nucleotides. Its product is annotated as putative serpin-Z5. The record is from RefSeq and is a predicted model, not a curated record. Lineage: Eukaryota; Viridiplantae; Streptophyta; Magnoliopsida; Poales; Poaceae. Gene Ontology annotation, molecular function: serine-type endopeptidase inhibitor activity.
AUGGAGGCCACAGCGACCACUAGUACCACCGACAACAAACAGCUCGCAUGCCUCGGCCUGACGACGCUUGCCCUGCGACUCCUCAACGAGCUCGCUGAAACAAGCGCCAGCAGCAACCUCGUCUUCUCGCCGCUGUCCAUCUACACCGCGCUUGCCCUCACCGCCGCCGGCGCCCGGGGCGCGACUCUCCAGGAGCUCCUCGUCGUCCUCGGCGCAAGGUCCCGCGAUGAACUGGCCGAGAUCGUCCUCCGUUUUGCGAAGCAGAUCCUCGUCGACCGGUCGCCGACGGGCGGGCCGCACGUCCUGUUCGCGUGCGGCGUCUGGCACGACGAGACUCGGAAGCUCAAGCCCGCCUUCCGCGACGCCGCCGCACAGUCGUACAAGGCGGAGACCCGUGCCGUCGACUUCCGAAAAGAGCCAGGGGAAGCCGUCAAAGUGAUCAACGCCUGGGCGGCCUCGGCAACGAACAACCUGAUCGAGAAGAUGCUUGAGGGGCCAGUGCCCAACAAGACUGACAUCAUCGUCGCCAACGCCAUCUACUUCAAGGGCAUGUGGGACGUGCCUUUCCGCAAGGAGUGCACCGAGGACGACAAGUUCCACCGCCUCGACGGCAGCACCUUCGACGUCCCGUUCAUGACGAGCGGGGAGAAGCAGUACAUUGCCUGCCACCAAGGGUUCAAGGUUCUCAAGCUCCGGUACAAGAAAGGCAGCGGCCGCUACUCAUCCUGGUCGUCGUUCUCGAUGUGCGUCUUCCUCCCAGACGCGCGCGACGGUCUCACAGGCCUCAUCAGCAUGAUGGCAUCGUCCAGCGCGGACUUCCUGCGCGAGCACCUGCCGACAAGCCUCGUCAGUGUCCGCAAGUUCAAGCUGCCCAGGUUCAAGCUGAGCUUUUCAGGGGACGACAUGCCCGCCGUUCUCCGCAGGUUGGGACUCCAGGUGGCAUUCAACGAAACAAAUGCCGACCUGCGCGACAUGGUGGAGGAGGACGGCACAGGUAGGCCGUUGGCUCUCGGGAAGAUCAUCCACAAAGCUGUCAUCGAGGUGAAUGAGGAAGGUACCGAGGCGGCAGCAGUCACCGCCUGUAUGAAGGUCAUGAGGAGCGCACCACCGAAGUUGCCCGUGGAUUUCGUGGCUGACCACCCGUUUGUCUUUUUUGUAAUCCACGAGAAGUCUGGCGCCAUCGUCUUUGCAGGGACAGUCCUUGAACCCACGCCGUCGAUGCCUGGCAAAAAGCUUCUUCACGGUGGUCGAGUGCAGGGUGAUGAAAACGCCAACAGGAGCCUAAUGUCAUCUCUUCGUCAUUACCUUGGUUCCUUGUUCGGCUAA